Drosophila serrata is the source of this 808-nucleotide messenger RNA. RefSeq lists its product as uncharacterized. The record is from RefSeq and is a predicted model, not a curated record. Gene Ontology annotation, molecular function: DNA binding. NCBI's taxonomy places the organism in Eukaryota, Metazoa, Arthropoda, Insecta, Diptera, Drosophilidae.
CUAGGCUAUCUCUCAAAAAAUAAUAACAAACAUUAAUAACUAAAAUAAUCCACGGAAUGGCGCUAAAAUUUGAGGAUCUUCGCGACAAAAUAGAAAGCGGGGUCUACAAGCUGGCAAUGAACGACAAAAGUACGCGUAGCACCGUGUGGCGGGUGUAUCGCAAAAUUGAGAAGGACGAUGGAAGCUUUAUGGAGAAUGUCUUAUACUGCAUCGGCUGUAAAAGUAUCAUGUCCUUCGUCCACAAAUCAACGACGAAUUUGCGCCGUCACAGGUGCCACCUGCAAUAUCUUAAGAAGCAGACCUUAUACGGGUACAGGCCGACCGGCCAAUCCAAGACGGAGCCCCUUGAGAUGGAUUCGGAGUCGGCUAAUGAUGAGCUCGAGGAUAAACAGUCCAUUCCCGAUGAAAUGGAAAUAAAGCCCUCCGUCGUCGACGUAGCCGCGUUAGUUGCCGAGGUCGAAGGUGGCGGCCGUAUCUCCGGAGUCCCAUCUUUAGUCAAACUGCCAACCCAACAGCACCAACAGCAUCCUGACGUUCCGGACUUUUCACUGCCACCGGACAUCAGUGGAAGCGAGGAGUCCAACAUUUACGCCCAGACUUGGUCCCUAGAAUAUCGCAAACUUAGUGAAGACCAGAAAUUUUAUGCCAAAAAGGCAAUAGAUGAAAUCUUUGUCCUGGGCCGGCUGCGACGCCUCACUCUAAACACUGUGCCAACAGCAGAUUUAAAUGUGUAAUUAGCAUUAAGCAUUUUUAAGUUAUUCUUAUAUACAUAUGUAUAAACAUAAUGUUAUUAUUAUAUCCCACGGUA